Molecule: messenger RNA, 642 nt
Organism: Amphimedon queenslandica
Lineage: Eukaryota; Metazoa; Porifera; Demospongiae; Haplosclerida; Niphatidae
Product: lactoylglutathione lyase-like
Exons: 5
Coding region: 41-574 (177 amino acids)
Molecular function (GO): metal ion binding; lactoylglutathione lyase activity
Source: RefSeq, a predicted model, not a curated record
UCCAGGCCCUUCCUUUUUUUACCGACCCUGAGCAAUAAAAAUGGCCGCUAGCGAGGAAGUCCCUUUUCCUGACUAUCUCAGCCACUGUGGAGAGCCAGACAAAUCCUGCAAGGAUUUCAUCAUGCAGCAAACUAUGAUGAGAGUUAAGGAUCCCAUGAAAUCACUGGAUUUCUAUACUAGAAUAUUAGGAAUGAGGUUGCUUAAUAGAUUAGACUUUCCUGAGAUGAAAUUCAGUCUUUAUUUUUUGGGUUAUGAAAAUGCAGAGGACAUACCAACUGACAAAGAUGAAAGGCACAGUUGGACCUUCUCAAGAAAGGCAACAAUUGAGCUCACACAUAACUGGGGGAGUGAGACUGAUCCCAACGUAACAUAUCACAAUGGCAAUACAGAUCCAAGAGGAUUUGGGCAUAUUGGUAUAUCUGUUCCUGAUGUUUACAAAGCCUGUGAGAGAUUUGAAGCCCUUGGGGUUGAAUUUGUAAAGAAACCUGACGGAGGUAAAAUGAAAGGGCUGGCUUUCAUUAAAGAUCCCGAUGGCUAUUGGAUUGAAGUCCUUAGUCCGGGCAAUAAAAUAUAAGACAAUAAUUUAAACUUGAUUUUAGAGUGAAAAAUUAUAUUUUGUUUAAAUGAAUGAAUACAAAAUAA